This is a messenger RNA of Mollisia scopiformis, 960 nucleotides long. RefSeq names its product putative estradiol 17 beta-dehydrogenase. Bases 1 to 960 code for a protein of 319 amino acids. The record is from RefSeq and is a predicted model, not a curated record. Gene Ontology annotation, molecular function: oxidoreductase activity. Lineage: Eukaryota; Fungi; Ascomycota; Leotiomycetes; Helotiales; Mollisiaceae. The transcript has 3 exons.
AUGGCGCAAAUAACAUUCAACCCGGACUUACUCAGUACCCUAAAAGACAAAAUCGUCGUUCUCACAGGAGGAGCAACAGGCAUCGGUCUCGAAGCCGUCAAGCAAUUCCACCAAGCAGGAGCCAAAAUCGCAUUCGGCGACAUCGCCACCUCUCUCGGCCAACAACUAGCCAAUUCCUUUUCCUCAGAUAGAAUCCUCUUCCAACACUGCGACACCAGUUCCUACACCUCCCAACUCUCGCUCUUCAAACUUGCCCACUCAACCUGGGGACGGAUAGACAUCGUAGUAGCCAACGCCGGGAUCUCAAUCCCUCAAGAUCCAUUCGAAGCCGACCAAGACGUAGAAAAAGAGUUCUCGACAAGGGAAAUAGACGUCAAUCUCAGAGGCGCCCUGUACACGACACGGAUCGGAUGUCAUUAUCUAAGGAAGAAUGGAAAGGAAGGAGGGGAUCUGGUGUUGGUGUCUAGUAUUGCGGGGUUCAAGGAGAGUACCGGGUUGACGGUUUAUACGGCGAGUAAACAUGGUGUUUUGGGGAUUUUGAGGGGGUUGAGAGUUCAGGUUGCGAGGGAGGGGAUUAGGGUUAAUGGUGUUUGUCCUUGGAUGACUAAAACUGGGAUGGUCAAAGGCAUCGAAUCAGGUUGGCGAGAUCUAGGACUCCCAGAAAAUAAACCAGAAGAUGUAGCGAGAGCAAUAGUCAUCUGCGCAACAGCGAAUCGAGCGAAGGCGAAGUAUGAUACUCAUACCUUGUCUACAUCUCGGAAAACGCACUCAGGAGCAAAAACUCCUUUCUGGGGCAAAAUACUCUUUGUUUCUGGAGGAGAAAGUUACGAGAUUGAAGAUAAUUAUGAUAGAUUAGAGCCUGAGUGGCUUGGGGUGGAAAACAGUGAGGUGUUGAAGAAGGGACAGGAUUUCUUGAUGAAUGGGGAGACGAGUUGGGAUACUACCAAAGCUAAUCUGUAA